AUGUUACCUGCAAUCAAGGCGAACCCACGAUAUCUUGAGGAAGACUCCGAGGUAGAGUGGGAGAAUGAGAGUGACGAGGACGAGUGGGAUUCUGAAGAAGAGGAAUAUUAUGAGAAAUUUAAGAAGGCUGAGAAAAAGGCGUUAAAGGCAUUGGCUCAGAUGAAGGACUCGGAUGCUACUAAGGGGGAGGAGUGGGCGUUCAAGAGGUGGGAUAAGAAGAAGUGGAAGGAACGGAUGCUCGCGAAGGACGGGAGCCAUAUCCAAAUUCAGGAUGCAUAUCCAGAAAGGCCGGCAUUGGAACAUGUGUGGCUUGCUACAGCCUGGACAACUCCUUGGACACACACGCCAGGGGAGGCUAAAGUGCACCUUGAUCUUGCCGACGCGUCGUUGGCAUCGGUCACUGCCCCUACAGCCAAGUCGAUAGGCUUGCCGGAGCUGGAAUCACUUCCAACCGAGAUUCUCCAGUCAAUCAGAUCCUACUCGUCUGAUCAUCUAUUCUGGCGCUAUUCAUAUAUCAGAGCUAAAGCAGAGGAGAUGUCGAGGGUUGACAAAAGCACUUCCAAUUAUGACAACACGUCCUGCAAACUCGACACCAUCAACAGUUGGCAUCGAGGGGAGAAGAUAGAGACCAACGAAAAUGGAAUCGAGUCUGGAAUUGCGAGUGUCUUCGAGGAUGCAUCAACAGGGUACUUCAGAGGGAUUCUUCUCGAGUACGAGGAUGGGACUCAGAGGGCUUGCAGGCAAUGCAAGAUAGGUAUUGACCCUAUUAAGGAGUACUUCAGGCCGGCAUUCGUCUGCAAGCACGAAAUUCCAAAGGGCAAAAACCCUUUUGAUGUCACGAAUUACGAACUCAAAUUCAAUAUGGGAGAACAUAAGCACGGCCAUGGUCGUGCUUCUAAGCGCUGGCAAUGUUCGGAUGCUCGGACAAUGUCUAUCACAGUUAGAUUUGAUGACAGGGUGUCUAUACCCUGGAUUGACUUCUCCGAGCCUGGAGAGGAGGCAAGCGAGGAAUAUGACUCCGAUGAGGACGAGUUCGAUUUUCGACCACUAUGA
Fusarium coffeatum is the source of this 1053-nucleotide messenger RNA. RefSeq lists its product as uncharacterized. The record is from RefSeq and is a predicted model, not a curated record. The transcript is spliced from 3 exons. Bases 1 to 1053 code for a protein of 350 amino acids. Lineage: Eukaryota; Fungi; Ascomycota; Sordariomycetes; Hypocreales; Nectriaceae.